AUGUGGUUCAUCUCUGCUAGCGUUGAGAAGAUUCUUCAGCAUGUUGGCAUAUGUGUUCACAGGCUCCUCGAAAAUCCACAGAAUCAUAUUUCUUAUCUUCCGGUGGGAAGCCUGUUGUUUGCGCUUGAAUUUUCGCUUGAGCAUUCGGUAUCAUUCAAGUGGCCCAAGAAAACAUUCGAUUCGUCUGCGCCAGCGGCGCUUUCAAAUAAAAAUGAAUUGGGUGCAUCCGCGUCAUCUUUAGAUGAUCCAAAAUCUCCUUCGGCUUCUCUAGAUGGCCUUACGCCAAAUGUAUCGUCUCUGAAGACCGAGAUUCUUCGUCAAAAAGAACUAAACUCUCAACAAAAAUAUAGACCAGAAUGUAUGGAUGUUGGUCACCUGAAGGCUGAAAUAUCGCCUCAAGCUGGGCUUGGUUUUAUUAAAGUCACUGAUUGGUAG
Mitosporidium daphniae is the source of this 435-nucleotide messenger RNA. RefSeq lists its product as uncharacterized. The transcript is spliced from 2 exons. The record is from RefSeq and is a predicted model, not a curated record. Bases 1 to 435 code for a protein of 144 amino acids. NCBI's taxonomy places the organism in Eukaryota, Fungi, Microsporidia.